This is a messenger RNA of Podospora pseudocomata, 1773 nucleotides long. It is a transcript of the gene ICL1, whose product is annotated as isocitrate lyase 1. Gene Ontology annotation, biological process: carboxylic acid metabolic process. The record is from RefSeq and is a predicted model, not a curated record. Gene Ontology annotation, molecular function: isocitrate lyase activity. Bases 1 to 1647 code for a protein of 548 amino acids. Lineage: Eukaryota; Fungi; Ascomycota; Sordariomycetes; Sordariales; Podosporaceae. The transcript is spliced from 3 exons.
AUGGCUGCCAACAACAUGGUCAAUCCCGCCGUGGACCCCAACAUUGAGGACGAGCUCUUCGCGAAGGAGGUGGCCGAGGUCAAGAAGUGGUGGAGCGAGCCAAGAUGGCGGUACACCAAGCGCCCUUUUACCGCUGAGCAGAUCGUCAACAAGAGAGGCAACCUCAAGAUCGAGUAUGCCAGCAAUGCCCAGGCCAAGAAGCUGUGGAAGAUUCUUGAGGGGCGGUUCCAGAACAAGGAUGCCAGUUACACAUACGGCUGCUUGGAGCCAACAAUGGUGACCCAAAUGGCCAAGUACCUCGACACAGUCUAUGUUUCCGGCUGGCAAUCAUCAUCAACGGCCUCUGCCUCUGACGAGCCCGGCCCGGAUCUUGCUGAUUACCCUUAUACUACCGUCCCCAACAAGGUCGGCCAUCUCUUCAUGGCCCAGCUUUUCCACGACCGCAAGCAGCGUCAGGAGCGUCUCUCCGUUCCCAAGGCGCAGCGCGCCAAGCUCGCCAACAUCGACUACCUCCGUCCCAUCAUCGCCGAUGCCGAUACCGGUCACGGUGGUCUUACCGCCGUCAUGAAGCUCACCAAGCUCUUCAUUGAGAAGGGUGCUGCUGGUAUUCACAUCGAGGAUCAGGCCCCUGGCACCAAGAAGUGCGGCCACAUGGCCGGCAAGGUUCUCGUCCCCAUCUCCGAGCACAUCAACCGUCUGAUUGCCAUCCGUGCCCAGGCCGACAUCAUGGGCUCUGACCUCCUGGCCAUUGCCCGUACUGAUGCCGAGGCUGCCACCCUCAUCACCACCACCAUCGAUCCCCGCGACCACGCCUUCAUCCUCGGCACCAACAACGCCGACCUCCCCGACCUCAACGAGCUCAUGAUUGCUGGUGAGAAGGCCGGCAAGAACGGCGCCGAGCUCCAGGCCAUCGAGGACCAGUGGCUCGCCAAGGCCAACCUCAAGCGCUUCGACGACCACGUCGUGGACGCCAUCCUCUCCUCCAACCUCCCCAACCAGAAGGCCCUCGCCCAAAAGUACCGCGACAGCGUCAACGGCAAGCAGCUCUCCAACAAGGAGGCCCGCGCCGUCGCCCGCGGCAUCCUCGGCAAGGACAUUUACUUCAACUGGGACGCCCCCCGCACCCGCGAGGGCUACUACCGUCUCGAGGGCGGCUGCGACUGCUCCAUCAACCGCGCCAUCGCCUACGCCCCUUACUGCGACGCUAUCUGGAUGGAGUCCAAGCUCCCCGACUACAAGCAGGCCGAGGAAUUCGCCAAGGGCGUCCACGCCGUCUGGCCCGAGCAGAAGCUCGCCUACAACCUGUCUCCCUCUUUCAACUGGAAGACCGCCAUGCCCAGAGAGGAGCAGGAGACCUACAUCAGACGCCUGGCUGGCCUGGGUUACUGCUGGCAGUUCAUUACCCUCGCUGGUCUUCACACCACCGCCCUUAUCAGCGACAAGUUUGCCAGCGCGUACAGCAAGAUUGGCAUGAGGGCGUAUGGCGAGCUGGUGCAGGAGCCUGAGAUGGAGGGCGGUGUGGAUGUGGUCAAGCAUCAGAAGUGGUCGGGUGCCACGUACGUGGACGAGCUGCAGAAGAUGGUGACUGGUGGUAUUAGCAGUACGGCUGCUAUGGGUAAGGGUGUGACGGAGGAUCAGUUCCAUUAAGGGGCGCAUAAAAAGGGGUUUUCUUGUCUUUCUGAUUUUGUGAUAAAGCUUUUUGCGUGGCUCAUUAUUUUUUUGGGUAAUUAGAUAACUCUGAGAGUAUUCGGAGAAAGAAUGGAUUGGAUGAUG